AUGUACCCCCCACGACGACACUGGAUCCUAGCCACUGUAUGACAUACUGGUAAUGAAGAAGCUGUUCUACCCAACAUAGAACGAUGCAGCUUGAUUCAUUCAGUGCUACCAAUUUAACCUGUAACUAAAAUUGAAAAGUACAUGUGUUACUGUUUUCUCUGUUGAACAAGUAUGAUAUCUAUAUUGCUUAUGUAUCUGAAAGAUAAACAAGUCUUACUAUGUACAGGGUUGGGUAGGUUACUUUCUAAAUGUAAUCCGUUACAAUUACUAGUUACUGGUCCAAAAUUGUAAUCGGUAAUAUAACUUUGGGAUUACCCAACCUCAGUAACAUAAUCAGAUUACUUUUAGAUUACUUUCCCCUUAAGAGGCAUUAUAAUAAGACAAAAAGGAUCCAUCAAAUUAAUUUGGUGUAUCAUUAUAGUGGUUUCUGACUUGUGCCUAGACUCGCUCAGAUGGAGCAAACUUAAACUUGCACCUUUUUUCAUUGCUGAAAUCAUUGAAAACAGAAAGGUGUCAUCAAUUAUUUGUAUUGCAAACAUCCUUUCUAAAUUCAGUAGUAAUCCAAGAAGCAAUAAUCUAGUUUUUCAAAAGUAUCUGUAAUCUGAUUACAAUAUUUUAGCUGGUAAUGUAAUUCAUUAAAGUUGCAAUUUUUUUAAUAUUCAGAUUACAUGUGAAUCAGUUACUCCCCAACCCUGAUAUGUAUUUCACUGCCUUUCCGAACAUAUACAUUUUGAUUUCCGUUGGCCUGAGCUUUGACCCGCAUGUGGGAAGCAAGAGGGAAGAAUUUAGUAAAGUGUUUGUCAGUAGCCUCACAAUGUCCAGCGUCUCUCUCAUUAUCACAGCGUGUCUGUAAAUGUUUACAGAAUCUUCAUUAACUUCAAGCCCUCUAACGAUAACAAAGCCUAAAACAAGACAUCAAUGGUCGAGAUAAGAAUGGCCGUGCUACUAUUUUGGUUGACAUGAGGCUACUGUUUACUCUAGAGCAUGGGAGCGGACCCCCAGAACUAUAGCCCUAGCAUAGAAGAAUCUCAAUUUCAACAGAUUGUCACCCAAAGUCAGUUUUAAAUACACAGUGGGAACUGGGAAGGUAAAGCGUGUCGAUUGGGAAGGAUCUGAUCUGAAGAUGCAGUGCUCAAGGCGUUUCUUCUUCCAGAUGUGUCUGAGUUUGCUGGUGUCCACGGGCUCCUGUCGGUGCAAACCACUGAACGAUGUCCUCCAAAGUGAAGAUCGCGGGGGCUUCUCUGAGACUUCCGAGCAGGACCUGGUCGAAGAGGAGGACAGGUUACACAGCUUUCUGGGAACCAUGAAGGAAGAGUUUCUGAGGAAACUCAAUUUAUCCGAUGUCCCACAUGAGCAAAGCAAGGUAUACCCGCCGCCGUUCAUGAUUGAACUGUACAACAAGUAUGCCUCCGACACGUCCUCAAUGCCUCGUUCUGAUGUCAUUCGCAGCUUCACCGUUCAAGAUGUCAGUCACUCUGAAAAAAAUGGCACCAAGUCAAAACACAGACUUCUGUUCAAUGUAACUGUCCCAAAUCACGAAGAGGUCACCAUGGCGGAACUCAGGCUGUUCACCCUGCUGGAUAAUAGGACAACCUCAACCUCUACCAAUGGGAUCGUGGCUUCCAUAAAGGUCUAUGAAGUGGAGUAUAAAGGAAACAAGGCCAUUGCCCACCUUGUGGAUGGGAAAGAGGUCAUUGGUACCCAUCACUCUUGGGAAACUUUUGAUGUGACCACUGCCAUCCAGAGUUGGGUCAAGUCGGACCGCGGGGCCAGUGAGUUUGAAGUGGUGGUCGACAGGUGGGACUGUAGGCCUUUCAAAGGUGGAGGUUUGGACGUGAGCGUGGGUGUGGGUGUGAGGGAUAACACGGCAGCUGCUUUGAUCGUCUUCUCUGAUGACCUGGGGAGCAGGAAGAGAGAGGCCAAGAAGGAGCUGAGGGAGAUGAUAGUUCAUGAGGAAGAGACACUCUUCUCACGGAGCGACUGGCAAGGGAGCGACUACAAUGAGAUCCCCUUGGACUUACACCCCAGGCGGAAGAGGCAGGCGGACACCAACUACUGCCGACGGACCUCCAUGCGAGUCAACUUCAAAGAUAUCGGCUGGGACCAGUGGAUCGUAGCGCCCCCUGAGUAUGACGCCUUUGAGUGUAGAGGGGUGUGUUACUACCCCCUUACUGACGACAUGACCCCUUCCAAACACGCUCUCAUCCAAACCCUGGUCAAUCUCAAGAACCCCAAAAAAGCCAACAUGGCGUGUUGUGUUCCCACAAAACUGGACCCCAUCACGGUCAUGUACCAGGAGAAUGGUGUCAUCACUAUACGACACCCGUACGAGGAGAUGAAGGUGGCAGAGUGUGGAUGUAGGUAGUGAGUGGUAACAGCCAUGGUGGUCCCCUUUAACCCUUACUGUAAAUCUGUACAGUUCUGUUGUAAGGAUGCAUUUUUGUUCUUUUAUUGAGUAUAUGUUCAGCAAAUGCACAGUCUUUCUAGAAUAGCAAUAAAGCCUAUGAUACAAUAUUUAUAAAUUAUUUAUGAGCGUUAUCAUUAUUAUUAUUAGGGUUUUAGAAAAUAAAAUAGAUCAUAAAUUGGAUCUACAGAUGUAGGAUCUUAAUUAGGUGCGCAUGCAAAACAAUACACAACUCUAGAUUUCUUACAUACUCACAUUAUUAUUAUUAUUUAAUUUAUUCUGUUCUCUCUAGCGCUUAAACGACUUAAGCUAUUAACACGAAACCAACGUCCCAAUGUGCAGACUGCCCCAACAGACUGCCACUAUUAGCAUAAAAUAACUCACCAACAGUAACUCUUGAAACGUUCAAGUUGGAGACACCAAACCAACUUUCACAUUUCCAGACUAUUCUAAUUUCAGAUUCUUUAAAACUUUAAUCAACUAGAAUGAUAAACAUUUGCAUAAAUUAGCAUAAAAUAACUCACCAACAGUAACUCUUGAACAGUAAAAGUUAGAGACACUAAACCAACCGUCACAUGUUCAGGCUUUUGUAACUUCACAUUCUUUCGUAAUCAACUAUAACUAUAUAAAUGUGCAUUCAUUUGCAUAAAAUAACUCACCAACAGUAACUCUUGAACCGUUCAAGCUAGAGACACCAAACCAACUUUCUCAUGUUCAGUCUAUCCUAACUUUAAAUUCUGAAAAUCUUGUAUCAACAAUAAAUAUAAAAAUGUGCAUAACAUAACCAACCAACAGUAACUCUUCAGACAUUCAAGCUAGAGACACUAAACCUACUUUCACAUUUUCAGGCUAUCCUAACUUCUAAUUCUUGAACACAUGUUAAUUAUAAUCCACAUAAUAAUUCACAUUUCUUGUUGCCGCAGGAUUAUUUUCCUGCUGUAGCAAACUGGCUCAAAUUAAGAUCCUACAUCUGUAUUAAGUCUGUGUGCAUCUAUAGUUUGAUAUCUAUAACAAAAUGAUCAUGAUAUCUAAAGAGUUUGUACAUAGUGUUGUUUAUUUAUCAGUUGGCUAUAUCUUGCUCUACAAGUUUUAUGGUAUUAGAUUUUUAAAGUAUUUUUAUAGCAGGGCAUUUCUGAUUAUGACUUCUAAAUUAUUGCUUUGAAUUAAAUAUGGAUUGUUCUCAUUAGUUUCAUAUUAGAGUCAGAGAUUGUGGAUUAUAGGUAAAGGUUGGCACUAUUACAUAACAGUGCAUUUCUGUGCUGCAGUUGUACUACUAUAUGAAUAUUCAAUGUGCAUUUAUGAAGUUCAACUUUUGGGGAAGUUCUUCAUUGAAUAAUGUGUAUAGAGCGCACUCUACAGGUGAACAAUAAACAGUUGUCUCAACAAAUUCAUAAAACUUAAAACUGAGUAUAUUUUUUUAACUGUGUAUUCAUUUGAAUGUAUAAUUGUUCUAUAAAGUAAGGAAUUGGUUUGAAUGUAUUAUUUAUUUCUUAUAUAUCUUACUCCUUCGUUCUGCCCCUGAACAAGGCAGUUAACCCACUGUUCCUA
Salmo salar (Atlantic salmon) is the source of this 3952-nucleotide messenger RNA. Its product is annotated as growth/differentiation factor 2. Lineage: Eukaryota; Metazoa; Chordata; Actinopteri; Salmoniformes; Salmonidae. Gene Ontology annotation, molecular function: growth factor activity; cytokine activity. Gene Ontology annotation, cellular component: extracellular region. The record is from RefSeq and is a predicted model, not a curated record. Gene Ontology annotation, biological process: BMP signaling pathway.